Alosa sapidissima (American shad) is the source of this 3485-nucleotide messenger RNA. Its product is annotated as neurofilament medium polypeptide-like. Gene Ontology annotation, molecular function: structural constituent of cytoskeleton. Lineage: Eukaryota; Metazoa; Chordata; Actinopteri; Clupeiformes; Clupeidae. The coding region runs from base 85 to 3057 and encodes 990 amino acids. The transcript has 3 exons. Gene Ontology annotation, cellular component: axon; cytoplasm; intermediate filament. The record is from RefSeq and is a predicted model, not a curated record. Gene Ontology annotation, biological process: neurofilament bundle assembly.
CACCGCAUUCUCACACUCGACAUCUGGUCAGGACGCACCGACAGACGCACCAUCUCCGCAGAGCACGCACACCGGGGCUGCACAAUGGAUGUCAUCGGGGCUCCAUCCCGCAGGAGAAUGCUCGAGACUCGGAGCAACCGCUCAUCCCCACCCGCCAGCCUAAGAUCACACUCCUGGUCUCAGAGAAAUCCGGGGUCCAUGUCCAUCUCCUACAAAAGAACUACCAAGAUGCCAGCCAGCAGGGCGUACACGACCGCGCCAGACAACCUGGAACUUUCAUCCGCAUUCAACGGUGACCACACGCGCAACAACGAGAAGGAACAACUUCAAGGGUUGAAUGACCGAUUCUCCAGUUAUAUCGAUAAAGUCCGGUAUCUGGAAGAACAAAAUAACCUGCUGGAGACUGAAAUCCAAGAACUCCGGCAGAAAAAGUUCACUCAGUCGCAACUUAGUGAUGCUUUCGACCAAGAGCUCGGCGAACUCCGCUCCGCGCUCGAGCAACUGCAUAGAGAGAAAGUGCAGAUUAUUAUUGAUGCCGAUAACGUCGAAGACGACAUCCACCGUCUCAAAAACCGCUACGAGGAUGAAGCCCGCUUUAGAGAAAAAAUCGAGAUGUCAAUCCGGGAAAUGAAGAAGGAAAAAGAUGACUCGGAUCUGAUGAAAUUGGAUUUGGAGAACAAAGUUCAGUCCCUCCUGGAUGAGGCAGACUUCCUGCGCAGUAACCAUGAACAAGAGGUCAACGACCUCCUCGCGCAGCUCCAAGAGGCUCAAGUCCCGGUAGACAUGCGGGAAUACAGUAAAACGGACAUCACCUCUGCGCUCCGAGAGAUACGCGAGCAGCUGGACGGUCUCUCACCCCAAAACUUUCUUCAGGCGGAAGAGGUGUUCCAGUGCCGCUACGCCAAACUCACGGACGCUGCAGACCAGAACAAGGACGCGAUCAAAUCUGUCCGCGAUGAGAUCGCAGAUUAUCGCCGGCAGUUGCAGGUGAAGAACGUGGAACUGGAGGCUCUCCGCGGCACCAAAGAGUCCCUGGAGAGACAGCUGACUUACAUCGAAGACCGGCAUAACAACGACUUGGGCAGCUACCAGGAGAUGAUUCAUCAGCUGGAGCGGGAGCUGAAGGGCAUGAAAGGUGAGAUGGGUCACCACCUCAGGGAAUACCAGGACCUGCUCAACGCCAAGAUGGCCCUGGACGCUGAGAUCGCAGCCUACAGAAAACUACUGGAGGGGGAGGAGACUCGCUUCAGGCCAUUUGCUGACUCUUUCCCAAGCCCCGCCUUCCCAUACUGUCAGCCAAUGACCUCCUCUAAAGGGAAGAAGGAAGACAAGAAGGCGGACCUGAACGAUGACCUGGCUGCUGUAGUGGAGGAACUCCAGAAGGAGGAGGAGGCCGUGGAGGAAGAGGUGGCUGUCUCCAAGCGACCCAAACUGAGCGCUACUCCCCCUACAGGAGAGGAGGAGGAGGGUGGAGAAGAGGGAGGUGAAGAGGGUGAGGGAGAGGAAGAAGAGUCUGCUAUUGGGGAAACACAACUGAGCAGUACCAAAGCUCAAAAGGCUGGUGCUGAAGAAGAGGAGGAGGAAGAUGAAGCACAGGAGUCAGGAGAGAAAGACAAAAAGAGUGACUCAGAGGGAGAGGAAGGAGAACAGGCAGGUGACAAGAAAGAGGUGAAGGAGGCAGCAGCACCUGAUCAGAAGCAGGAGGAUCAGGUGGAGGAGCUGAGGAGUCCCCCAAAGACUCCUGGCAGCCCCAAAGGGGAGGAGCAGAAGAGUCCCCCCAAGUCUCCAGGCAGCCCAAAAGAGGAGGAGCAGAAGAGUCCUCCCAAGUCUCCAGGCAGCCCAAAAGAGGAGGAGCAGAAGAGUCCCCCCAAGUCUCCAGGCAGCCCAAAAGAGGAGGAGCAGAAGAGUUCUCCUAAGUCUCCUGGUAGCCCCAAAGAGGAGCAGGACAAGGAGCUGAAGAGUCCCCUCAAGGCUCCCGUCAGCCCCAAAGAGGAGGAGCAGAAGAGUCCUCCCAAGUCUCCUGGCAGCCCCAAAGAGGAGGAGCAGAAGAGUCCCCCCAAGUCUCCAGGCAGCCCAAAAGAGGAGGAGCAGAAGAGUUCUCAUAAGUCUCCUGGUAGCCCCAAAGAGGAGCAGGACAAGGAGCUGAAGAGUCCCCUCAAGGCUCCCGUCAGCCCCAAAGAGGAGGAGCAGAAGAGUCCUCCCAAGUCUCCUGGCAGCCCCAAAGAGGAGGAGCAGAAGAGUCCCCCCAAGACUCCUGGCAGCCCCAAAGAGGAAGAGCAGAAGAGUCCCCCUAAGACACCUAGCAGCCCCAAAGAGGAGCAGGACAAGGAGCUGAAGAGUCCUCUCAAGGCUCCCGUCAGCCCCAAAGAGGAGGAGCAGAAGAGUCCUCCCAAGUCUCCUGGCAGCCCCAAAGAGGAGGAGCAGAAGAGUCCCCCCAAGACUCCUGGCAGCCCCAAAGAGGAGGAGCAGAAGAGUCCCCCUAAGACACCUAGCAGCCCCAAAGAGGAGGUGAAGGAGAAGGAGCUGAAGAGUCCCCCUAAGUCUCCUGGCAGCCCCAAAGAGGAGGAGCAGAAGAGUCCCCCCAAGACUCCUGGCAGCCCCAAAAAGGAGGAGCAGAAGAGUCCCCCCAAGACUGCUGGCAGCCCCAAAGAGGAGGAGCAGAUGAGUCCCCCCAAGACACCUAGCAGCCCCAAAGAGGAGGUGCAGGAGAAGGAGUUGAAGAGUCCCCCCAAGACUCCUGGCAGCCCCAAAGAGGAGGAGCUGAAGAGUCCCCCCAAGUCUCCUGGAAGCCCCAAAGAGGAGGUGCAGAAGAGUCCCCCCAAGUCUCCUGGCAGCCCCAAAGAGGAGGAGCAGAAGAGUCCCUCCAAGACUCCUGGCAGCCCCAAAGAGGAGAAGGUCCUCACCCGCACUGAAGAAACCAUCAGCAAUGAAGACCAGGUGGCGGCCAAGCCUGCCAAGAAGAGCAAGCCAGCAGAAGAGGUCAAAGACUCCAAAACCACCGCCAAAAAAGCAGGAAAGACAUCUGCCCCAGCCGCUAAAGAAGUGAAGGAGAAGUAAACUCAGAGCAGGGCGAGAGUAGACAAAGAGUCAAAACCACUAAGACAAGCUCCACAGCAAGAGACUAUAACUGCAUGUAAUGCUGAGGAUGGUGAGGGAGAUUUGGGCAGUGUCAGGGACAGGAGCUAUAUGAGCGCUAAUAUGAAGCCAGAGGCACAUUAAAUUUAGUGAUAAAUCUCAAAGGCGCAAACUCUCCGUCAAGUCCCAAAGGUGCGACUCCCUCAAACGUGUCGGUGACCUCUGGUCUGCUCUGACCCCACUGACCUGCCGGCUGUGCUAUGCUGCAGGCGCUUCCCGCCUUAAUUGCGCCGCAAGCCCGGUGCGCUCAGCUGUGAAACAUACAAACACAAACACAAACACUGCUGUUUACAACUCCAGAGCAAUAUGGAAAACCCAUUGCCUUAAUAAAGCAAUACAGAUCUUCCAAG